AUGCCAAAGAAAAGAGCAACAAGAUUGCAGAACGCAAAAUCCAAACCCAAGGUCAAAGUAGACAGUGUUGGAGAAGAGUUGACAGAGGAAGAGAAAAGCAAGAAAUUAGAUGUCUAUUUACAAGAUUUAAGAAUUAGAGUCAAUGAACAGAACAAAAAAUUAGACAAAGAUUUGGAGAACAUGCUGAGCUUGAUCGACAAGAAAUUUCUAUGGGAUCUAUCCCGACUGCCUAUUGCUGUCAGGAAGAUGACCCUUGAAGAUUUUAUAAGCUGUGGUGGUACUGUUGAUUUAGCAGAGAAACACUUGGAUAUACGAGAGGAAAGCAUGAGUUCUGUGGCCUUAUCAGCUAGAAAAAUUGGAAAAUUAUCACAUCUACAACCACAUGUAUUUGAAACGAUUUCUGAGGAGGAGGGUACAACACCAGGCCCCACAUUUGCACAGCCAAGGACGGCAUCAAGAAGAGGGAGACCUCCAUUGAAUACACCAAUGUCUCAUAUGAUGAAGACUCCUGCCAUGGGGAGGAGUAUGGCUGCGACGGGCUGGGAAACUCCUCUUGUUACACCCAAAUUUGAUCCACGGUUGCCAAUGACAGGAAAUAUGAAGCGGGCAGCUAGACCCGGAGAGAUAAUAAUGUCGAUGGGAGGAAGCCCCAUCCAGAACCCUACACGUGGUGGCAAGGGAAACAUCAGAAAACGAGGAAAGACAUUGACAGUAGAUGUGGACCCCCAUUGUGAAUUAGAAAAUUUGGUAAUACCAGACAACAUACCUAAAGCUCAGCUUUCACAGUUAGUGGGAGUUCUACAAGACUUUAUCAAACAAGCUAAGGACUGAAAUCUUAACCUAGGAUUGGAAAACAUUGUACUUAAAGGAGAGAAGACAUGUUGGGUUAAUGUAUGAGAGUGGCUGGUCUGUAACAGAAGACAACUGACACAGGAUUCUCAUGUUUGUCAAAUGUGAGGCUGGAUCUAAAACAGGUGCUAUACUUAAUGUUUGGUACACUAGAGGGACCCAACACCACUCUGGUGCAAACACUGUGUCAGUUGUGUAAGCCAUGUAGACUAAUCAUAAGAACCUGAAACCUUUUAAGGUACCAGUACAGUUACUGGUCCUAUGUGUACGAGGAUUAUCUUACAAACAUGUGGAUAAGCUGUUAUCUCUAUCUUUUUCUACAUGAUAUAACAUCAUGUUUUGAAUUGAACCUGUGUAAAAUUACAAUUAGCAAGCUGCUUUAUCACACAACUUCAGAUGCAUUGUUCUCCUUGUUUGUAUACAAAAACAGCCAAAGAUAGAUCUCAAGUACAACUUCUAUAUUCAAUGUUUAUGCACACUAGAAGGGCUUGACAUCUCUCUAGUACAGCUGUUGUGUCAUACGGUUUGUACACUAGAAG
This is a messenger RNA of Ylistrum balloti, 1388 nucleotides long. Its product is annotated as borealin-like. Gene Ontology annotation, cellular component: chromosome, centromeric region; spindle midzone; chromosome passenger complex. Bases 1 to 831 code for a protein of 276 amino acids. The transcript has 9 exons. The record is from RefSeq and is a predicted model, not a curated record. Gene Ontology annotation, biological process: mitotic sister chromatid segregation. Lineage: Eukaryota; Metazoa; Mollusca; Bivalvia; Pectinida; Pectinidae.